Nematostella vectensis (starlet sea anemone) is the source of this 2417-nucleotide messenger RNA. Its product is annotated as peroxisomal sarcosine oxidase. The transcript is spliced from 9 exons. NCBI's taxonomy places the organism in Eukaryota, Metazoa, Cnidaria, Anthozoa, Actiniaria, Edwardsiidae. Gene Ontology annotation, molecular function: L-pipecolate oxidase activity; flavin adenine dinucleotide binding; sarcosine oxidase activity. Bases 248 to 1429 code for a protein of 393 amino acids. The record is from RefSeq and is a predicted model, not a curated record. Gene Ontology annotation, cellular component: peroxisome.
UCCCUGCUAGCAGAGGCCUCUUUUCUCUGUAUUUCGCUGGGCUGGAGUUCGCGAGGAAAAGAUAUAAAUUUGGGAGCUACGUAGUUUCGCUUUGAAUGUGACCGGACCACAAAAGCCCUGUGGUUACUAUGAACGAUGAAAGACUGGGGCCUACAAUAACCCUCUUGCAAAAGACGAAACUGCACGAUGUGUUGGUAAUCGUUGAUCAAAUAUUCUUUUGAGAUAUAUCCUGUAUUCUCUCCAAAUAAUGGACAGCGAAGACGUGUUUGACGUGUGUGUUGUUGGUGCAGGCGUCGAGGGGAGCGCAACUGGGAGAUAUCUAGCGUCUAGGGGGAAGAAAGCUCUGCUAGUUGAACAGUUUACUUUGCCACAUUCCCGCGGCAGCUCACAUGGUUCAACAAGGUUGGUGCGCCAUGGGUAUUCCAGUAGCAGCCUUGUCAGCCUUAUGCCUGAGUCUUUCAGCAUUUGGACGGAUGUGGAGAAAAUGGCAGGAGAGCAGCUCUUAAAGAGAGUUGGCUUACUAUCCAUUGAAGCUCCCCCCUAUGGCAAUAUCAGCCGACUUGCCGCAAAUGUUAGGCAUGUUGGCGAAGAGUGUCUUGUGCUUGAGGGUGAGCAGCUAUGUAAGAGAUAUCCUAUGUUUAACUUCCCUGACAGCUGGAGAGCUACCCUAGAGCCUGGAGGAGGUUACAUUAUGGCUGCACAGGCCCUGAAGGCUUUACAGGAUCAAUUUGUUCAAUUUGGUGGAGUGUUGCAAGAUGGGGAGAAGGUGCUAGAAAUUAUCCCUGGAGAUAUUAUCAAGAUAAAGACCAGCAAAGCUAUUCACAGAGCUAAAAGUGUUGUCAUAACUGCAGGCCCAUGGAUCAAUAAAAUCUUGAAGCCAUUAUCCCUCCAACUCCCAGUUGAGGUUUGGCGGGUGCUGCUUUGCUUCUGGAAACCAAGUGAUCCUGAGAGAUUCACAGCAGAAAGUGGCUUCCCUGGUUUCAUAUUCUAUGGAGACGAAAGCUUAGGAGACCACAAUCAUAUCUAUGGCUUUCCAAUUCAAGAAUAUCCUGGUUUGCUGAAGGUUUGUCACCAUAGUGGUGCCCUGAUUAGUGAUCCUGAACUCAGGGAUAAAGAUCCAACCAUAACCCAAGAUAUUAUCAGCAAGCUCAAAGAUAAUGUCAGAACAAUGUUCAAUGGAGUAGAUGCAGAGCCAAGCAUUGUAGAGCCCUGCAUGUACACGGUCACCCCAGACAGCAUGUUUGUAUUGGACCGGCAUCCAUCUUAUGACAAUAUCAUCAUAGGUGCAGGGUUCUCAGGACAUGGGUUCAAGAUGGCACCCGUUGUUGGUAAAAUCCUGAGUCAGCUUGCCUUGAGAGAAAAGCCAUCUUACGACUUGUAUCCAUACCGGAUAUCGAGAUUUCAGACCCAUACUAAGUCAUCACUGUAGAAUCGUUUUAGUGAUUUAUCUUAGAAAAAAAAAACAAGUGGUGGUUGCAUUCCCUGGGGGGGGGGGGGGGGGGAUGAUGCUACUACAUAUCUUUAGUUUUGUAGAAGAAAUACAUUCCCACCCCACUAGCGGUACCCUUCUGAUUUUUCAAAAUCCUGUGCAACAAAAUGUAAGUUUAAUAGUCAAGCCAGAACAAAAGAGAACAAAGACAUUACAUUGUGUUAGUACUACAUAAACUAAAUAGGUAGCAUUUCAUAGGUUUUUGAAAGCCACUCUAUUGAACCCAUUUUAAACAAGACCCUGCACGCAGGGUUGACUGGGAUACCUGAUGGGUAAUCUGUGUAUAUGUAUGACAAUAUUUUUGGCCAUAAUAAUACUGCCUGGAUAUACUAAAAACAUUUGUAAAAUCUUGAGUUAUAUUAUAAAUGCCAUGUCAUAACAAUGGGACAAGAAUGGUAAGAAGCACCAACUCUCCAGGUUUGAUUGGGGGGGGGGGACUCACCAUGAAAGUGGACAUGACUGAUUGUCCUAUCUUUUACAGUGUAAAUUUCUACCAAAUGCUAUCAUACAGCAGUGUAGAGAGCAUACACUCGCAUACACAUAAACUACAUAGAAAGAGAUAUAAUCCACAGCAGAGCAUUGUCAUAGAAAACGUGUUUGAAAAUUGUUAUAAGUGAUAGCACAUUUGGGGGGGGGGGGGGGGUCACAACAGUUUUUAGGAUAUAGCAAUUUUCAAGCAAAUAAUCUGGAAAGUCAAAAGAUAUAUUUAGUCCACCAAGUUGUUUUCCAACAGCUACUCUUGUGAGGCAAUGAGCUGGCCCUAUAUUUCUGGUGCUGUUUGAAUUACUCCUUCAGGAAAGACUAAACAACAAACUCUCUUUUUUUUAAAUUUAGUAGCAGUAAUUAUUGUAAUAAAUAAGUACUUACAUAUCAUUGUUUAAUUCAUUGUUCCAAAUUGUUCCAAUAAACCCGCGAUUAUUAGCCACAA